AAUUGUAGAAAAUGGUACGAGGUUACAAUAGAGGUUAUAAUAACCGCGGUGGUGGCAGCUCUUCCCAUCGUGGAUCAUCUUAUCGUUCUUCAAACUACAAUAGCGGAGGACGCAUGCAUAAUAACGGACGUUCAUCAGAUCGUUAUGGAGGCAGUAGUGGUGGAGGACGUUAUAAUUCUGGAGGUCACGGUGGCAGCAGCAGUAGUCACUAUGAUUCACGUAAUCGUGAUCGUUUUAAUAGCUCUAGCAGCAGUCGGCAUGAUUCAAGUCAUAAACGCAGUUACAAUAGGGACUCCUCUCGUGAUCGUUCCACCGAUAUGAAAAGAUCUCGUCAAGACGAUUAUAGACGUACAUCAUCAACGGGUAGAGGUAAUCGUACCCCACCACCACCUCCACCACCAACGGUAUCAUCCACAUCACGUGGUGGCAACUCAUCGAGACAUAGUGAUCGUGAUAACUCCAAGCCCAGACAUCGUUCUCCCAUGGGACCACCACCAUCGAAAAGAGCACCAGUACGCAGUGGUUUUGUCUCACGCAUACGUGGUUCCAGCACCAGAGGUGGUGCUCGUACAGGACGUGGAGGUUCAGGUCGUAUUGUGCGCCGUGAAUCGAAUGAUUUGCGUAUAAUGAGACGUAAACUAAUGUAUGCCCAACAGAAAGAUCGUGCACGUGUCUUGAAAAUUGCACGUUUAACGAGCUCUCUUAGACGACGUCGUCUUGAUAGAAAUUCCUCCAAGAGUCCACGUAGAUCUUCAAGGAGUAAUAAGAGGAAUGCCUCAUCCAGCGAGGAUGAGGAUGAUGAAGGUGAGAAGAAGAAAUCGAAACGCAAGCAUAGCGACAAUGAAGAUGACGAUGAGGACGAGGCGGAGAAUGAGGACAAAGAUGAGAAUGAGGAAGGUGGGAAACGAAAAAAACGCAGUAAAUCCAAACGUGCAAAAUCUUCGGAAAAAUCCAAUGCAGAAGAUGAGGAAGAGGACGAGACUUCGGCCGCCCGAGAAGGCGGUGACAACGACGAACAUGAAGAAGAGGGUGGUGACGACGAAGAAAUUGAUGACAGCAAGUCACAAGCCGAUAAGGAUAAAGAACAUACAGAGGGUGAAGAGGGAGCCGAUAAAGCCGACGAUGCCGAUGAUAAUGAUGUAGACGCAGAUAAGACAACCACCGAAGCGGAUGGUGAAAAGACUGAAAAGAAAGAAGGUAAGAAAAAGGAAUCAGGAGAUAGCAGCUCAACGAAAAAGGAUAAAUCAUCAACGAGUGCCAAGAAAUCCUCAUCUAGCUCGGCGUCAAAGAAAAAGGAUGAUAAGGAUAAAGAGGACAAAGAGAGAAAGAGUAAGAAAUCAUCACGUAGCGAUGAUGAAGAUGACGCUAAGGAUCGCAAAUCCCGUAAUUCCAGACGUGAUGAACGCAGCAGUCCCUCAAGACGUGGCGGUAAUUCACGUUUCAUUAAAUUAACCUGUAUACACUGUCACAUGAAGUGUGUUACAUUUAAGGAAUAUUCUUAUCACUUGAAUUCUCGUACACACAAAAUGGCCUUAAGACAAAUUGCUAUGCGCCAAAGAGCCCACCUUUUAAGAUUACGUGCUCGCCAACGGGCCGCUCAAAAAGAACUCGAAGAGAAAUCUAAGGAAAGCUAUGAAUCGAAAUUCUGUCAUCUUUGUCGUUUACACUAUAGGCAACCGAAAGCUAAGCAUCAACUGUCGGAACAUCAUAAAAUUAUGAAAAAAUUCCUUAUGCCAUAUUGCUCCACUUGUCAUUUGGCUUUCAAGAGUCCUAUAUUGUAUGAGACUCAUCGUUGUUCUUUGGAACAUAUAAGGAACAAGGCCCGCAAACAAGACUCGGAUACGGAAAAUAGCGGCGACGAAGAAAUGCGUGAAAUUGAUUUGAAUAAAUUCAUGACUGUCGACUCAGUGGGAGAAAUUGAUGAAGAAAUGGAUGCUGACAUGGAAGCUUUACUCAAUGAAACCCAAACAAAUGAGGAGAACAGUGAAGAGAGCGAAGAAAAAGAGAGAACACCAGUGGGAGCUGAAUUUGUUAAGGAAAUCACUGCUUUCUAUUGUGAAAUCUGUGAACAUUAUUCUGCUGACAAGGGUACAUUGGAAGCUUAUACUAAGAAACAUUGUCUACAACGAUCCCACUUGAAGGCCUACUUGCGUCACAAGGAAGAAGAGAAACAAGCUAAAAAACGCAAGGAGGCUCGGGAACGCAAGAAGUCAGAAUCAGAUAAAAAAGAUGAAGGUGAUAAAAAGGAAAAGAGUGAAAAAGACAAUGAAGAUGAGGAAGAGGUAGAGGCACAUGAACAACAAGAGGAAGAAGAACAUGAGGAAACUAAAGCCAAUGGCGCAGAGGUAGAGGAAGAAGAACAGGAUCAUGAUGAACAUGAUAAUGACGAAAAGGAAGGUCAAGAAGAUAAAUUAUGGGAGGAUGUUGACAAGGAUUUGGGAGAUUUACUCAGAGAAGUAGAACCGCAUGAACGUGAUGAGGAUGAAGAAGAAAAUGAUUCUGUAUUAAAUAUAGACAUUGAAAGUGAAAAACAUAAAACUAAAGAAGUGAAUGGCAAAAAAGAUGAAGUUAAAGAGGAAAAACCAGAAGAAGUAGAAACUGAAGAGGACAAGAACAAAGACGAAGUAGAAGUUAAAAAAGAUAAGCCUGUUGCUCCUGCCGCAGCCACACCCUCGAAACCCAAACCAAAACGUACCACAAAGGCAGCCACAUCAACGCCAGCAGCUAAAGAAGCUGAAGUUAAAGAAUAAAUUACUAAAAUUAAGACAUUAACUGGUUUGCAACUAAUUUGUUAUAUAUUCUUUUAAAACGUUUUCCUUAAUAUUUCGCCAACAUUAUAGGGCCAGUAAUUUUUUAUUCCAAACUCUGAAAGAAAAGCAAUUGAGUUAAAUAUUUUUUCUAACACGUAUAAAAAAAAAUUUCUGUCUCAACUUGUAUUUACUUCACCUCAUUUCUUUAAUUUUUCAUAGGUAUUUGAAAAUUACCUAACAUCUUUUUUUAUUUGUAUUUUUAUUAUAAUUUUCUCACUUUUUUUUAAAGAUAUAAGCAACAAGCAAACAAAUAGACCUAACAACUUGUGAAUGAAUGAUAAAAAUUCAGUUUUUUUAAAACAUAAUAAAUAAUAAACUAUAAACUAAAUUAUUUA
Lucilia sericata (common green bottle fly) is the source of this 3145-nucleotide messenger RNA. RefSeq names its product glutamic acid-rich protein-like. The record is from RefSeq and is a predicted model, not a curated record. NCBI's taxonomy places the organism in Eukaryota, Metazoa, Arthropoda, Insecta, Diptera, Calliphoridae. Gene Ontology annotation, cellular component: nucleus.